Messenger RNA from Sphaeramia orbicularis (orbiculate cardinalfish), 4061 nucleotides. Its product is annotated as copper-transporting ATPase 2-like. Gene Ontology annotation, biological process: copper ion import; copper ion homeostasis. Gene Ontology annotation, cellular component: plasma membrane; trans-Golgi network. The record is from RefSeq and is a predicted model, not a curated record. Lineage: Eukaryota; Metazoa; Chordata; Actinopteri; Kurtiformes; Apogonidae. Gene Ontology annotation, molecular function: ATP binding; copper ion binding; P-type divalent copper transporter activity.
AUGUUUUCUCCCAAGUCACCGAAAAGUCUGUCAAAGUAUGUCCCCGGUGGCAAAUCCCCGUCCCGAGCCGCGGAGCAGAUCCGAAUGGUCCGAUGCGCGUGCAAACCGGACUGCACCUGUAGCGCCCACGCGGAGGAAAACAACCGCAUACAGUGCACGGACUUGAAGGAGAUUGAGUUGAAUGAUACGAAGCUAGGCCUUGACAACUUGGCCUAUGAGUAUGGCAGUCAGAGCGAGCUCUACCCUCUACCAAAACUACUCCAGGGUGGUCUUCAAACUCCUGGGCCUCCCACCCUGAGCAUCAGGUACAAACCAAUCCAAUGCAGAAUCUCCACUCUGAGCGGAGUACAUGCUGCCAGUUUGUCUUUAAGCAGCAACCUACUGAAGGUGGAAUACGAUACGUCCAUCAUCACACCCAAAGAGAUCGCCCUGCAGCUGCACAACAUGGGAUACAGAGCAGAGUCAGCGGUGCAGGUCAGGGUGGACGGGAUGCACUGUCAGUCUUGUGUGCAAACCAUUGAGGGCCAGAUUGGUUGUCUCCACGGGGUUUCGCACAUUCAGGUGUCCCUUCAGGAUGCUUCGGCACUGAUGUAUUUCAGCUCUCUUUUAGUCGCACAGUUGGAGCUGAGAGAUAAGAUUGAGGAUUUGGGGUUUGAGGCCACUUUACUAUCUGAACCGCCACCUGGAGAAGACAUAAACCGCUGGAAAAUGGAUAUAUUGACUGUAACUGUCUGGAUCGUGGGGAUGACUUGCGAUUCUUGCGUGCAGUCGAUUAAAGGGAGGAUCUCUCAGAUGACAGGAGUGCAUUCCAUAGAGGGUGUCAUUGGAAGAGGAAAAGGGAACGAUAACCUUUACCCCAGACUGACGAAGCCGGAGCAGCUCAGAGCAGCUAUCGAGGACAUGGGCUUUGAAGCAUCACUACAGACCCCCCCUACUCAUAAAAAGUCCAGGCCGGUCAGCUCUGAACCCCCUGACCCCUAUGACCUGUGGUCCCCCGAUAAGGCUGGAGUCAGCAAUGGCACUGCAUCACAGAGCAGCACUGCAGACCGCCGUCCCAACUCUCCUGAGAUGAAAGUACAGAAAUGCUUCAUUUGCGUAACAGGAAUGACCUGUGCUUCCUGUGUGGCCAAUAUUGAGCGAAAUCUACUCAAACACAAGGGAAUCAUAUCGGUUUUGGUUUCACUCAUGGCUGGAAAAGCAGAAGUGAAAUAUAAUUCAGAUGCCAUAGAUGCUGCUGCUAUAAGUCACCUCAUAGAAGACUUAGGAUUUGGUGCCAAACUGAUUGAGGACAAUGCAGUAACACACGGGAAACUUGACCUCACUAUCACAGGCAUGACGUGUGCAUCAUGUGUCCAUAACAUUGAGUCCAAGCUCACUACAACUAAAGGGAUCCACUGGGCUUCGGUCGCCCUGGCAACCAAAAAAGCACAGAUCGAGUUCGACCCGGAACUACUCGGCGCAAGAGAUAUAAUAAAGAUUAUCCAAAGCCUUGGGUUUGAGGCCAGUCUGGUGAAGGCGGGAUUUAAGAACAACCUUGAUCACACAGAAGAGAUCCGACAGUGGAGGAGCUCCUUCCUGUUCAGCCUUGUUUUCGGGGUUCCAGUCAUGGGCCUCAUGAUCUACAUGAUGAUCAUGGACAGUCAACACAAGGAGCAUGGAGGCUCCAUGCCAGAGGAUCAGAACCUGCUGCCCGGCCUUUCCCUGCUCAAUCUGGCUUUUUUCGUCCUCUGUACACCUGUGCAGAUAUUUGGAGGUCGCUACUUCUACAUCCAGGCAUAUCGCUCCCUAAAACACCGCACAGCCAACAUGGAUGUGCUGAUCGUCUUGGCUACUUCUAUCGCCUACAUUUACUCCUGUGUGGUUCUCAUUGUGGCCAUGGCUGAAAAAGCAAACCAGAGCCCCGUCACGUUUUUUGACACUCCGCCGAUGCUGUUUGUGUUCAUCGCUUUGGGACGAUGGCUGGAGCACAUUGCGAAGAGUAAAACCUCCGAGGCUUUGGCAAAGUUAAUGUCCCUUCAAGCCACUGAUGCCACUGUGGUGACUUUAGGACCCAACUUGUCUAUCAUCAGUGAGGAGCAGGUGGUGGUGGAGCUGGUUCAGAGAGGCGACAUUAUAAAGGUAGUUCCUGGAGGAAAGUUCCCCGUUGAUGGGAAAGUGAUCGAAGGAAGCUCCAUGGCUGAUGAGUCUUUGAUCACAGGUGAGCCCAUGCCCGUCAGUAAGAAGGUUGGCAGUUUAGUGAUCGCCGGCUCCAUCAAUGCCCACGGUGCUCUCCUGGUGGAGGCCACUCAUGUCGGUGCAGACACCACUCUGUCCCAAAUCGUCAGACUGGUAGAAGAAGCCCAGACCUCAAAGGCUCCCAUCCAGCAGUUUGCAGACCGGCUCAGUGGCUACUUCGUGCCCUUCAUUGUAAUUGUCUCUGUCUUAACUUUGGUGGCCUGGCUGGCGAUCGGGUUUGUCGACUUUGACAUUGUGAAGGAGAAUUUCCCGGGUUAUAACACUAACAUCUCCAAGGCGGAGGUCAUCGUCCGCUUUGCCUUCCAGGCCUCCAUCACGGUGCUGUCCAUCGCUUGCCCCUGCUCUUUGGGGUUGGCGACCCCGACAGCUGUCAUGGUGGGCACAGGGGUCGGAGCUCAGAACGGGAUCCUCAUCAAAGGAGGCGAGCCACUAGAGAUGGCCCACAAGAUUGACGUGGUGAUGUUUGAUAAGACCGGUACAAUUACCAAUGGCGUGCCACAGGUGACUCGUGUGUUGGUGUUGUGGGAAAUGGCCCGCAUGCCUCUGAGGAACAUCCUGGCAGUGGUGGGCACAGCAGAGGCCAGCAGUGAACACCCGCUGGGCAUGGCAGUCGCUAAACACUGUAAAGAGGAGCUGGGCUGUGAUGUGCUGGGCUACUGUCAGGACUUCCAGGCUGUUCCCGGUUGUGGGAUCAGCUGUCGGGUUUCCAACGUAGAGCAUCUGCUGCAGCAGCAGAGCCACGAGCGCUUCCUGUUGCCGGGAGCGACCACUGAUGAAAGUGCUCUGCUGUUCACCAACGAGGCUCCAAGUACAGCUGAAGGUUUGUCGUACUCUGUGCUGAUUGGGAACAGAGAAUGGAUGAGGAGGAACGGCCAUCACAUCGGUGCAGACGUUGAUGCUGCUAUGUCCAGCCACGAGACCAAAGGGCAGACGGCUAUCCUGGUCGCUAUAGAUGGUGUCCUUUGUGCUAUGUUGGCGGUAGCAGAUACAGUGAAGGCGGAGUCAUCCUUAGCAGUUCACACACUUAACACCAUGGGAAUCCAGGUGGUUAUGAUAACGGGUGACAACAGACGCACUGCCAAGGCCAUAGCUGCACAGGUGGGGAUCAGGAAGGUGUUUGCAGAGGUGCUGCCAUCACAUAAGGUUGCGAAAGUGCAGGAGCUGCAGGAACAAGGCCUGCGGGUCGCCAUGGUGGGAGACGGCGUCAACGACUCGCCAGCCCUCGCCCGUGCUGACGUCGGCAUCGCCAUUGGCACCGGGACAGAUGUGGCUAUCGAGGCGGCUGAUAUCGUCCUCAUCCGAAAUGACCUGCUGGAUGUGGUGGCCAGUAUCGAGCUGUCAAAGAAGACGGUGCAGAGGAUUAGAAUAAAUUUUGUCUUUGCUCUUAUAUACAAUUUACUUGGAAUACCGGUCGCUGCAGGUGUGUUCAUGCCUGUCGGUCUCGUGCUUCAACCCUGGAUGGGCUCGGCUGCCAUGGCUGCCUCUUCUGUAUCAGUGGUUCUGUCGUCUUUACUGCUGAGGAUGUAUAAGAAGACGUCCGUGGAGCUGUACGAGGCACGUGCUCAGGGUCACACUCGGAGUCUACGCUCGUCACAGAUCAGCACACAUCUGGGUUUGGACGGACGCCGCCGAAGCCCUGCCCUCCCCACGGGGCCUCGGGAGCAGCAGGGCAGCAGCGUGGCCCCACCCCCUCAAGUACCAGCAAUGAACUCCAUCCAGGAACAGGACCGGUACUCGCUCUUAGACCACCAGACUGAAGGGGACCUCAAUGUGUAGUAAAGGGAUUUCUCGUGUUUCUAAAUAAAGUUAUAAUAUUUGUAUCUAUU